Messenger RNA from Oreochromis aureus, 1062 nucleotides. RefSeq names its product GTPase IMAP family member 7-like. Gene Ontology annotation, molecular function: GTP binding. Bases 38 to 772 code for a protein of 244 amino acids. The transcript has 4 exons. The record is from RefSeq and is a predicted model, not a curated record. Lineage: Eukaryota; Metazoa; Chordata; Actinopteri; Cichliformes; Cichlidae.
UUCAGACACCACACAGUUUUGCUGCUUGUCUAAGGGAAUGUCUCACGGUUUCAAACAUAAAGAAAAGCCCUACAGUGACCCUAAGAAGAGUUCAAAAAGUAUGAACUGUGCUUAUAAUGUGCCUAAAAUUAAAGAAAGUUUCAAACAUAAAGAAAAGCCCUACAGUGACCCUAAGAAGAGUUCAAAAAGAAGACAUGCUGGCACCAAAGUGAACCUUCUUCUUCUGGGAAUGUCUGGGACUGGAAAGAGCGCCAGUGGGAACACCAUCCUUGGACAGAAACUCUUUGUUUCUAGACCCAGUUCAAAGCCGGUCACCAAAAAGUGCCAGAUGGAAGAAACUGAGAUAGAAGGUGUACACUUACAUGUGAUUGAUACUCCUGACAUCUUUGAUGAUGACAUGAAAUCAUCAGUUAGGGACAAACAUGUAAAAAGGUGCAAACAGCUCUAUGAGUCAAGACCCUUUGUGUUUGUACUUGUGAUGCAUGUGAGCAGAUUUACAGAUGGUGAGAGAGACAUUAUGGAAAAAUUAGAAAACGCUUUUGGGAGAGAAGUUAGAGAAAAAACAAUUAUCCUGUUCACCCGAGGAGACGACCUACAACAGGCAGGAAUGGGGCUGGAGGAUUUUUUACAUACCUGUCAACCUGAUCUGAAGAAAAUACUUGAAAAGUGUGGCAACAGAUGUGUUCUCUUUGAGAACCACAGAUCAGAUUCAGCUCAAGUGGAAACGCUAAUGGACAAUGUGAUCGGGGUGAUAGAAGAAAAGCAAACAUGAUGACUUCAUCUAUCAGAUCAGAGCACUAAAAUGCGUGCCAUUUCCUGUCUCAGGUAAUAAAUAGGUUAGGGAAUUAGUCUGGUUCUCAGUGACAUAUAUUGGAUUCAUAAAUAGUUUUCUCUGUCUUGUUGUACAACUCCAACGUAGCCUACAUCCAACCAAGAAGCCUUGUAGCCUCCUGCUUCAUGUCCCCUGUUCCUUAUGUUUUCUAGUCCCUUCGUUUCUAUGGUGUUUCAUUGUAUUUUUAUGGAGUUUGGUUUUCCUUCAAUAAAAUAAUACCUGCCUGUCUG